AAACAGCUAUGUACAUGUCCAUUGCGUUUAGGUAACUUUCAUUCAGCAGCACUGCUUGGUUAAAACAUUGCUCUCUUUGCGUUUUAUUUUGUUUCUAUUCCAUGUUCCACCACAGCUUGAGUUUCAACCUUCCUUUGGUUUGCAGGUUUGCGUCGAAAAAUGCCUUUCAAGAGACGAAAUGGCGGUCGGAAUAAGCAAGGACGCGGUCAUGUAAAAUACGUUCGUUGCGAGUCUUCUGGCGCUAGGGUGCCAAAAGACAAAGCAAUUAAGAAAUACAUCAUCAGGAACAUCGUUGAUGCUGCUGGGAUGAGAGAUUUAUCUGAAGCAAGUGUUUACGAAUCUUACGCCUUGCCAAAGAUGUACUAUAAAGUCUACUAUAGUGUUUCUGCUGCUAUUCAUUUAAGAUUGGUGAAGAACAGAUCUCGGCUUGCACGUAAGGAUCGCACACCACCACCAAGGUUCAGGCCAGGUGGUCAACAACAGCAACAACAGAAUCAAACACGUCCACGCGUUUCAUAAGUGAUGUGAAAUAAAUUAAGUGGAUCAAA
This is a messenger RNA of Ciona intestinalis (vase tunicate), 548 nucleotides long. Its product is annotated as small ribosomal subunit protein eS26. Gene Ontology annotation, molecular function: structural constituent of ribosome; mRNA binding. Gene Ontology annotation, biological process: translation. NCBI's taxonomy places the organism in Eukaryota, Metazoa, Chordata, Ascidiacea, Phlebobranchia, Cionidae. The record is from RefSeq and is a predicted model, not a curated record. Gene Ontology annotation, cellular component: ribosome; cytosolic small ribosomal subunit.